UUGGCGGGAACUCGUGUCAAGAAUUUGCCAGAAGACGAUGUUAAUGUAUUUACAGAUCGGAACUAUUGAUCAACUUUUAAAACAACUAUUAUUUUAGCUUCGUGUUCGUGUAGUGAGUUGCAGAUGUACAAAGCGGAGAAAAGCUUAGUGGAUAAGAAGCGCCCUCCCCCGGUGAAGGUGCUGUCGGGUCAGCUGAGAGCGGCGGGCGGCAGGGGGCACACCAUGGGGCACACCAUGGGGCACACGGACAGCGGGGAAGGGGUGCACAUCAGGGUGGGCCCGGGCCGCAGCCUCCUGGUCUCCCUGGUGUGGAUGCAGGGGACGGUCCUGGAGGUGCAGCUGGAACGAAACACGGUGCUGCUGAUGGAUGAGACCGGGACGUUUACAGUGCAGGGGGUCAACAGCAUCCCCAAAGGAAAGCCAUGUUUGAUACAAGGCAAAUAUGUCAUGGUGAUGGGUGUGAUCCAGGCGGCCUCCCCGGAGCCAGUCAUCCGUGCCGUAAAAAUGGCCGACCUCUCGGAGCAGGCAGCGCUUCACCGGCGGAUGUGGAAGCUGGAGGUGGAGGACUUGCAGCGGGUGAUGGCUUGAAUUCAGAGCCGCUCGCAAACGCCGAUGAUGGGGUCCCGUCACAGCUAGGGGGCGAAGCAGUGCCAGCGUGAUUGAUGCAAAAACCUACCUCAAUGGACCAAAUGGCAGAGUGGAGAUGUUAGUGUUGAAAGUGCUUGGGUAUAGGGCGAGUCAUUAUGCUUGAAAAAUGAAGACCACAGCACAAGAUUGGAUAUAUGGACUUGACACAGGCCAUCAGUCAAACGUGUUAGUAGUUAACUUUUCUAUAUUAAACUGAAUGUAGUGAUGCAUGAAAGACAAACUUUCAGAAACUAAAUGAGAAAAAAAUGAACAAAAUAACACAUAUAAUAGUGUACAGUCAAUAAGUGUCCCAAUCCUUCCGAGACUCGUGUGUGCGUGUGUUACAAUAAAACAAGUAUGGAAACAUUUUAAGGGCAAAAAUAGAUAUUCCCUAAGACAAUACUUGCAAUACUACUUCACAUUAAAUUCAAGACUUAAAACUGUGCCUAAAGGCAAAAUUAUGUGAGUAGGAAUUUUAUUUUCGAAAUGUGUUUUACUGGCAGUCGUUUCCAUCUAAAUGUAUAAAUGAUUAAGAUUAUUACAAGAAGUAUUAAUAAAAUGAUCACAAAUGUUUUCAUAAAAUCCCCUGGUAUAAAUUGACAGAAGCACGUACCAUUGCGCAUAGGCCUGUCAUGAUAAAUAUUAUAUCCACUUAUGAUUCAGUAUGAUAUGAACAAUAUAUUUUGGGGCUCUGUAUUUACUGUGUCAUUUCUUCGCAGAAGUUGCAGAUGUACUAAUAUAUCAGCCUUCAAAAUGUGUUACUGACAUGAUAACAAAUCAUGAUGAGGCCUAAUUGUGCAUGCAGGUACAUUCCGUUCUUUGAUCACAGAUUUGUACACAGGUAAGUGUCUUGCUCAAGAACACAGACCCCGCUCAAGCUAUAUGCCCUGUGAAUGAAUACUUUUUAAUUGGUUGUCCCGUCCGUAUAGUUACAAGAAGUUAAGUUAAAUGAACACAACUGGUUCAAACCAAUUUUUGAAAAAAU
This is a messenger RNA of Boleophthalmus pectinirostris (great blue-spotted mudskipper), 1612 nucleotides long. RefSeq names its product RecQ mediated genome instability 2 (gene rmi2). Gene Ontology annotation, cellular component: nuclear speck; cytosol. The transcript has 2 exons. Gene Ontology annotation, biological process: DNA repair; negative regulation of double-strand break repair via homologous recombination; regulation of sister chromatid segregation. The record is from RefSeq and is a predicted model, not a curated record. Bases 124 to 588 code for a protein of 154 amino acids. NCBI's taxonomy places the organism in Eukaryota, Metazoa, Chordata, Actinopteri, Gobiiformes, Gobiidae.